Oreochromis aureus is the source of this 7673-nucleotide messenger RNA. RefSeq lists its product as uncharacterized. Gene Ontology annotation, cellular component: nucleus. NCBI's taxonomy places the organism in Eukaryota, Metazoa, Chordata, Actinopteri, Cichliformes, Cichlidae. Bases 261 to 2924 code for a protein of 887 amino acids. Gene Ontology annotation, molecular function: transcription cis-regulatory region binding. The record is from RefSeq and is a predicted model, not a curated record. The transcript is spliced from 12 exons. Gene Ontology annotation, biological process: regulation of transcription by RNA polymerase II.
GUCGGUCGGAAAUACGUCACGUUUCUGAAGCUAAAGAUGCUCCAACUCCGCGCUGAGUGUGACUUUAACAUUAAGUUGUACUCUGUGGCAAACUUUGGCCACACCUAGAUCCUGUCCAAAAAAAAAAAAAAAAAAAAAAAGGUUUAUUUUUUUUAAUUUUUUUUUUUUUAUUCUUCCUCUGGUGCGUUUGUUUGUGUGUCGGCGAGUCCCGGCGGCGUAACCGGAGAAGGGCCUCACAGAGAGGGGAAUGCAGGACUGCAAUGGAGCACAAUGCAAUACAGUGGUUGGGUGCUCCCUCCUGCCAGCGAGGCAGUUACGCCUUCUACAAGUCGGUUAGCAGCCGAGCUCAACCCGACGGGCCCGUCCAGCUGUGGAAACUCGGCGAGUUUUACUUCAUCCGCUGUGGACCGCAGGAUCCUGUGUGCAUCGCCGAGGUGACCUUACUGUGGGAGGACCAGACCCGGCACCACCUGCUGGCCAGUGCCAGACUCUACUUCCUGCCUGAGGACACACCGAAGGGCCGGACCAGGGAGCACGGAGAGGAUGAAGUUCUGGCAGUGUCCAGGAAGAUGGUGGUGCGGGUGGAGGACCUGGUGCGAUGGUCGUGUGCGCAGCCGGCAGGUUGGAGCAGCAGCCUGAAGGCGGUGGCGUGUGGGACCAACGGCCUCCACAAACCUCCACAGAUCGGCGACUGCAGCAACGGCACGACGGACAAAAGCAGCGAGCCGCUCAAAGACAAAACUGAGAACGGCCCGGCCGAGCAUCACGCCGUCAAAGUCAUCAGCUACCCGCAGUACUGCCGCUUCCGCUCGCUGCAGCGGCGCAUCCAGGACGGAGCAAGGGGGUCGGCCCUGCAGGACCCCCACCUGCUGGCGCUGGGAGGCAUCAAGGUGACGCCCAACACCCGAGUGAUGUACUGCAGGGACACCUUCAACCACCCGACGCUGGAGAGCAGCUCCGGCUUCUCCUGGCAGUUCAGAUGUCCUUCUCUCAGUCUGCGAGGACGACCUCGUAAGAGGAGAGGCCGCGACAGCAAAGACUCGCCAAACCCCAGCCAGUCGGAGUCGUGGAUCGAGAGGAUGAAGGAGAACGUGAUGGGCAGUGUGGAGGUUGGCUGUGACGGCGGCUGGCUCCCUCACCCCGAGGAGCAGCUGUUCCUCGAUCAGCUGUUCGCCUUCAUGGACCGCCACGGAUCACCGAUCCACAAAGUCCCGAACCUGGGCUUCAAGAAGAUCGACCUCUUCCUCAUGUACUCUGUGGUCAAACGGCUCGGGGGCUACAAAAAGGUGACGACAGACCGUCUGUGGAAAGUGGUUUACAACGAGCUGGGCGGAUGCCCCGGCAGCACCAGCGCUGCGACCUGCACCAGGAGACACUACGAGAGGCUGAUGCUUCCUUAUGAAGAGCACCUCAGAGCGGGAGGAGCAGACUUUAAAGUCCCAGAAUCCCCGGUGGCGCCGAAGCCCAGAGGCAUCAGAGGCAGGAGACCGCAUCCCAGAGGCAAAAAGCCGGGACCCAGACCCCGGGAGAGGAAGGUGACCACACCACCUGCUGCUGCUUCUCCCACCAUACGUGAUGACGUCGCAAACCCGAACGGCACCGCGGUGGCGAAGAGAGGUCGAGGCCGGCCACCGGGCACACGAAACAAGGCCACAGUGCUCGCUCAGGCAAAGCUGCUGGCACUGCAGCAGGCGAAGGUCAAAGGCGGCACGGCGGAGACAAUGCAGCAGCAGCUUCCAGCCAUGGGCCGCGGAGGACUGACCGCCAGCAGCGUGCACAGGCCCAUCCAGCCGGCCAUCCUGCCCAUCACCAUGCCCCUCACCCCAGAUCUCGCCCCCCUCGCCGGCCCCUUCGUCUCUUUCCAGCCCAAACCGAAGGAGGUGAAGACGGAGCGAGGGGAGUCCGUGGUUCCCACCACGGGUGUGCUCCUCUCCGCGCUGCCACGCCACUUCAUCGGAGGCUCUCUGAGUGGCUUCAGCCCCAUCAAAGGCGUGUGUCCUUCGGACGUGUUCAGGAACCGGCUGGGCCUGCAGAGAGGCCCCGAGAGCCCCGCCCUGACCCCCCAGGACCCGAGCCAGCAUCAUUCAACCAUCUACACCCUCCAGCCGAAGAGUGGGAGCCCAGACACCCCUCACUCGAGCGGGGAGCAGCCGCAGCCUCAUCCUCUCCAGCAGCACCACACCCACUGCUCAGGGUGUAACAUGGACGAGGGGGGGCCGAGAGGAGGCGGGCGGGAGGCUAGGACCCGGCCCCCCAUGCCCCCCCUCCGAGUCCUGCCCGUGAACCUUGACUGCAGCGUUCAGGUGUGUCAGUUGAUGAGGACUCGUUGCUUGGGCCCAUCUCAGCUGCAGAUGUUCACGCGGUGCCUGUCCGAGGCUCUCUCCCAGGACCUCAGCGCCAAGCCCACCCCUCCCCCCGAGCAGGCGCUGCCCCUCAACCUCAGCAAACGCUUCACACCGAAGAGACCCGCCACGGAAGGGCCAGAGCCGAGCCGGGCCGUCGUCAACGGGAACGCCGACCAGCUGCUGGCCAAGAGACCGAGGACCGGCUUCACGGAGCCGGCUGAGGAGACACGCUCCAGCUCCGCAGGAAGCGCAGCAGAAGGAGUGGCGGUGGUUGGAGGAGGAGGGCAGGUGGAGGUGGAGAUGAAGAACCAGGACGAACCCGCAGAUCUGAGCUCGCCCAGCAGGAUCAGGGCCUUCCUGCUCGGCCUGCCGCCCUUCCAGGUCAAACUGGAGGAGGAUCUGAACGGCGUGCGGUUCGGGAAGUUCGUCCCUAAAGUCGAGAGCGGAGAGGUGCCGCUGAAAGAUGUGAAGGAGGAGGAAGAGGAGGAGGUGGCGGUGGAAAAGACGGAGGUGGAGGGGAGAGACCACGGAGACUGCUCCAGCCGCAGCGCCGCCAACGCUGACACGCAGUGUUUUUAACCCCCUCCGCUCUGAUUUGUUGGAAGAUGCUCGAUCCCGUCAGCGCCUGAACCCAUGGGAGCGCGGAGCUUUCGUUUCUCCAUCUUCACCAACUUUUCCUCUUCCUGUUAGAUUUUUUCCACUCACGCCGUCGGUCGAACUCUGCGGAGGAACGACGGUUCAUGACAAUCAUGCAUCUCACCGGAGACGGGACACGGACUCCGACACACACUGCCAUAACCUCCAUAACACUACGAUUAACUCCACCGUCAGAGGUCCACAAAGUUAGAAUCAGUAUCCAUCUAUGGGUGAUGCUAUGCAUCGGGACUUCAUUAACUAGCAUUAAGAGUGUACUGUAGUUUGUAGCUUUUAAAUUGUACUCUACGUCUGUAGAGACAGAGUUAUUUUCUGAUAAGGUGUUUAGAUGUUACGUGAGCGAAAGAAAAAAGAAGCAGCUCCUCUCAGUCUUCACGUUAUAGCUCGUUAAGUGAAGCGUUUAUAGUCCUGUUCGUUAGCUCUAAUGAUGUAAACUUUUACACACACGUGCCUUAAAUCGGCCUGCGAGUUGCUUCCUUGCCGGCUUCAAACACAUUCUCUUAAAGAGAUACCUUGAUGUUGGACCUGCUCAGCUUCCCUUCGCUCUCUCGUAGGGCUGCUUCCACCCCUGAGAAAAAAAUUGGCAUUUUAAUGUCGCUCAGAGUUCGUUAAGCUCAUAACGAGUGCGCGGACCCUCCUCUUCCACCUCACUGGUUUCCUUAUAAAACCCUCAGCAGCUACACGAUGGCGCCCUCAUCACUACCAGCCUUCACGUUAGAGCUCAUACACAAACCCGUAGCCCAAGCAUUCAGACUACCUCAGGUUCUUUUAUAGUUUCUCGCCUGCUUCAUAUGUUCAAGGGGAGUAUCCCAGCAUGCAUUAGGGUGGGAGGCAGUCCAUAAACGCACAUAGAUGGAUGCCAAGCAUGUGGUGUUAAACCAAGGCUCAUCAGACAUCAUUAAAACGCGUCUUCUCCCCAACUCCUACAAACUGGAUUUGUUAGGAACUAUUUUUAGUGGCAGAUUGAUCCAUAAAUAGGGGUGUUUAGGGCAGCGUGAUAUUGACACCUGCACUUUCUGAAACAUUAACUGAGGUGAGAUCAGAAAGUUCCAGCAAGCUGCUCCAGAGAUGAGCACCGGCUGUCCUCCAGCGUGCCGCAUCGAUUUUUCAGCUUGUUUUUAAUUUUUCAAAGUGGACAAACUUGAACGGAGGCAGAUCUGAGGGAGGGGUUCAGGACGCGAGCAAAGAUUGCGUAUCACCUGGUGCAGGUGAGGGAUAAAUUCACGGUUUACAACUUGAUGAAUGUGGAGAACAUGACAGACCUCACCUGCUGAGCCUCUCAGGAACUCUGGAGUCUUCGUCUGGUUCGUAGAGCGAACGCUCGCCAUCUGUGAUGGUCAGAGUACGAAUCCAUAGCUCCAAGCUCUGGACCUCUCAGAGGAGAGGAUCUUUAAUGUGAAAUCAGACGAAUUCAAACCAGGUUUCCGGUCCUUUGACGACCAAUAUCUGGGACUUUCUGAUCACCUUGUCGCAGUUUCCUUUGGCUUGUUAGUUUGGCUUCUGUUUGAUUCAGUCGUGUUUAGGAAAAAGCUUCACCAAAGAGUGUAAAAUCGAUUCACUUCACCAUCAUCAUCAUCAUCCUGUCAUAUAAAGUGCCAACAUAAAACCCAACCCCCUAAAACCCAACAAACAUCAAGGUAUCCCUUUAAAGUCGCCUUUUCCUGUUUGUUUUCUGCCACAGACGUUGGUUCAGAUUUGCACACCUACUGUACACACUCGCUUUUCCUCGUUUCUUUUCUUCCUACCCGAGUAGUCGAAUCAACUACGACACCGAAAUUAAGUGGUGCUGUUUGCUUAGUUUUGUUGCCAUAUUAUUGUUGUUAUUAUUGUUGUUGUUGUUCUUUUCAUCGCCAUCAUGCAUCGAGAGGAAAAGUUCUUCGUAGCCGACCUAAUUUUCCUGAGAAUUUUAAGAAAGUAUAUUUUAAUUAAAAGAAACCGUGGCUUGUUUAUGAAAAUAUGUGCAGGAUUUUUUCCUCCUGAUUUAUUCGACUGUUGGCUUCAUGUGAGGCAAAUCGUUUGUGAAUGAGUACGUGAGUAGAGAUGUAUACACUCUGUCGGUCGUAGCUGGGCAGACGCACCAAAGUACUCGACCGGGACUUUUCCGUAACCUCUGUCGUAGUUUUAGGACUUCAGGAUUUUCUUCUUCACUUGUGGGGAAAAUGAGCAGUAACCAGGAGACGAUGGUGAAUACCGGUAAAUACUACAAGGUCAUAUUCCCCUUCAUGCAGUAACAACAGUGAGAACAGGGUAACUACUGUACAUAAUGGCUCUGCUUCUUCCUAUCAGCACACCUUUAUUUAUUGUAGGUGAGGCGCUUCAGAGGGAACGAGUUCAUACAACCUCCAAACAUUUCCAAAAACCGCAUGUACUCUCAGAUUUAUAGUCCUGCAGGCGCAGUGUGUCUUUUCAGGCUUUACACUCGAUUUUACACAAGAAACGUGACAGAAGUGGUUGUGUGAAAGUUUUCCACCUGCAACUUUAGCUUUUGGCGAGCUGUACCGCUUACUUUAACUCACAAUUUAGGACUUUAUCAAAGGGGGACCCAUUCUGCUCAUUUCCAGCUCUUUAUUUUUAUUCUUGAACUCUACCAGAGCAGCUUUGCAUGACUCAAAAUAAUCCUUAUUUUUAUUAAACUGGGCCUUAACUUUAUCAUAUGUCUAAAACAAGCUGUUUUAGCUCCAGUGUCUUUAAGGAAACCCUCCCUAAAAGACUGCUUUCCUCUGAUUGUCCAACUUCUGUAAGCCUCCUGAGGGGCAGCAGCCAGUAAAGCCUACAGUAGAGUUGCAUGUAUGCAGAUGACUUGACUGUUUACCCCUUAAAAGCAUCCCAGGAGUAACCCAUGAAGAUGAGGUCACAUUUCAAAACAAAUAAAAUGACUGGGUUUGCAUCAAAUGUUAGCGAGGGUGGUCUCUUGGAAGAACCCCGAAGCUAUUUCAAUGAUUUUCAAUCCACGUCUUUAUCGCUUAAUACUGAGGUGCCAAAACUUGUCACUAAGGGUACCUUCGCUGCCAAAAAGCAGGUGUUUUAAGUGCAGUUAACUUCACAAAACUUUCUUCUUCUUCACAAAAUCACUUUACUCACCGGUAUAUCAUCCUGACCUUUGAAUCGACUCGUCUUCCUCUGUCGUAGGACCUCGUUCACUUUGAUUCACCUCAGCUUCUCACUGGGCGCCUCCCAGUCAAACCAUAACUCCACUGGACCAGUUUUCUCUUUAAUCUCUUAAAUCUGUUUUUAUUUUUAGCUGACUUUAUUGUAUGUUGACGAGGCAAGGUCAGGUGAAGCUCUUCUAGUUUAGAGCUAGAGAAUCAGGUGAAACCAGUGUGAGAGGAGGUUUUUUUCUGGUUAUUUAAACUGAGUUUGUUAAAGUUUCUUUAGAUAUAAUUUCAGUCUUUUUUUCUUUUCCCAUUUGAUCUUAAAUUUUCCGAUGUUUACAUUUUGUUAUGCAUGUUCAGCAGAUCUUAUAUCCAGUGUUUUGCACACUACUCCAGCAUCAAGACUCAAACGGCACCGCUCAUUUCUGUAAAGUUCUUCAAAUUUAAGUGCCUGAUACUUUGGAUUGGAGUUGAUACUUGCAGGCGAAUGAGCUCAUUAGCCUUCACAACAUUGACUUGAACAACGGCUCCUGCAGUCGGAUGACGUUUCUUUGACCUGUUGGGUGAAAUGAGGUAAAGCCACGGUGUUGGAGGCGACAGCAGGACGCUCGCUCAGCUCCGUCUGUUGGAGCAAACUGGACCUAACGAGGACACCGAGUAGCCGGAUGGACAUUCAUGAAGACAAAUGAUCAAAUCUUUUUUAAAAGGUGCUGCACGCCACAUUUUAACGUCUGAAGUUGCUGCAUCAAUGUGACUGUUAAAAAGAGAGAAACCUUUUCUCUGGCUUCUAUAUCAAUGUCAAACAAUUAACUACAGAAUGUCAGAUGCUCCUAAAGAUGACUAUUUUAAUCAAUCAAGUAUUUUUUAAUAAACUAUUGAAUGUUUGGCCUAAUAAAAUGCCAAGUGUUUCAAAAUAAUAUUAUAAAAUUUUUAAACUGAGUAAGAAUUAAGCAGAUUUAAAAAACUGGGACGUUGUUGUUUCUACUUAUGUGAUUUUCUUUAUUUCUUGCUGCACAUCUCCCCCAGGAGAAGAUCAAAGUUUCAAAUGUUGGACUCGGUCUACGUUCAAGUCCUCCUGGCUCUGUAUGACAUCACAGAGAGGGGAUUUCCCUUGUACGGUCCUCUUUGGCAGAGAAAUUAAAUGUUUCCAGGUGUUAAAAAUGCUGCUUGUGGCACCUUUAAAAACUCUUGGAUGUUACACACUGACGAAUGUCUCACUCACAUCUGCCUGUGAUCUCAUUUUUAAAUCACCUGACACGUUUGUUUGUUUGUUUUUUUCAUGAUUUCUGUCCCGUUUCAUUUUUGUUUGUUUUUUCAAUGGAAAGGAACCCUGGAUCAGCAGAAGCGUCUCGUGUUCUUUUCUCUACAAACUGAGUUGAACUUUUGGUCUGAGUCGACCGAAGAGAACGAACGCUUCCCCGAGAUGUAUGAUUUGAACAGCAGGAGUUUGUUUUUAAACCUUCUCGACUGAUUGUGUUAAACAGAACUUCCUUUUUGUUUUUGUUUCUGUAAACAGCUAGCAGUGUCAGGUACCAUUCCAUUUUAACACUGUAUAUUUAUAAUAAAAGUAAUCUGUUAAUAA